Achroia grisella is the source of this 1653-nucleotide messenger RNA. It is a transcript of the gene THG, whose product is annotated as probable tRNA(His) guanylyltransferase. NCBI's taxonomy places the organism in Eukaryota, Metazoa, Arthropoda, Insecta, Lepidoptera, Pyralidae. The transcript has 2 exons. Gene Ontology annotation, biological process: tRNA modification. Gene Ontology annotation, molecular function: tRNA guanylyltransferase activity; magnesium ion binding. The record is from RefSeq and is a predicted model, not a curated record. The coding region runs from base 55 to 987 and encodes 310 amino acids.
UCCAGUCCAGUGUCAUAAUACAAUAUAAAUAUACUCUAUGUCUAUGUUUUUGUCAUGUCAAAUAUAAUUACAGAGGGAUUAUUAAAUAAAAUAUUAAAACGCAGCCAAAUAUUGGCUAUUUUUAAAAUGGCUAAAAGUUCUUUUGAAUACGUUAAAAGUUUUGAACUAGAUGAUACCUUAUUGCCCAAUUCAUGGAUUGUAGUAAGACUUGAUGGAAAGUGUUUUCAUAAAUUUUCUGAAGAUCACAACUUUUCAAAACCUAAUGAUUUAAGAGCGUUGAGGUUAAUGAAUUAUGCCGCUUUUACUGUUUUUAGAGAAUUCCAUGAUUUAUUAAUAGCUUUUGGACAAAGUGAUGAAUAUUCUUUCAUUUUUAAGAAACAUUCAACUCUAUAUAAUAGGAGAGCAUCCAAACUGCUCACUACCAUAAAUAGUAAAUUUUCUUCGUCCUAUGUAUAUUAUUGGAGUAAAUUUUUUGGUACAGAUAAAUUAAAAUAUCCACCAACAUUUGACGGUCGUGUUAUUUUGUACCCAUCUGAUGAUAACUUAAUAGAUUAUCUGAAAUGGAGACAAGCUGAUGUUCAUAUAAAUAACCUCUACAAUACUACUUUUUGGAAUCUUGUACUAAAAGGAAAUAUGAGCCCCACACAGGCAGAAAAACGUUUAUGUGGCACUGUGUCAGCUGAUAAAAAUGAAAUAUUAUACAAUGAGUUUGAAAUAAACUAUAACAAUGAACCUGAAAUUUAUAAGAGAGGAACAAUACUACUAAGAAAAGUUAUAAACAAUGAAGAUAACAAAAAAUCAUCUACAGUAAUUGUGGAUAUUCAUGAUGACAUGCUAAAAGAGAAGUUCUGGAAAGAACAUUCAAGCUUAUUAUCGAUUAAACCAUCCAAACAAAAUUUAGUACAUUUAGGACCAAACACAGACCUUAUUAAUGAACAGUUAAAACAAAAAGGAAUCAUACUACCUACAAAAAUUACCACAAUAUAAAUACUUAUUCAUAACAUUUAAAAUAUGUAAUAUGCUUAUUUUACCUAAGUAUUCAACUGUUUUAGCAUUGUUUAAACUAUUUUCUUACUUUUAAAAGUUUCAAUACAUUGAUAGCCAAUAAAUAGGAUGAAUCUUAUAAUUUUAUUCUAGGAUCAUGAUAAUGGAUAUAUUUAUUAUAAUUAUUUACUAUGGUUUUAUUAUUUUUUAGCCUUUUCAUAAGCUAACAGACAUUUUAUUUGCUAUCUCCUGUAGAAACUACAACAUACUGCUCAGUCAAUGCAUGAUCACAGCUAGUGCAACCUAGUUGAAACAUCAAGAUAGGUAAAUACCAACAAGAUAGUUUGUGUUAAGGCCCGGUUAAUAAUAUAAAUAAUGUACAACAUACUGAAUUCAAUAAAGAACUUGGUCACACCUGAUACUGAAAAAUAAGAUUGAAGUUAGGACUUAUAAAUAUGAGAGUAUUUAUAAAAUCAUAAUGAUACCAAGCCAACUGUCAUGUUUUUUUAUUUCAUUUCACUUCAGCAUCGUUGAACUGUUUCAUCAUGUUUAAUGUAAUGAGGUGUCAUGUUAUAUUUAUUGGUUAUAUUUGAUCUGGAAAAAUGGAACAAGUUGGAGGAGGCUUUUACCCACAUGGGACCAUAUAUAUAAAGAAUAAUUGUAAUAUAU